AUGGAGCAGCAGGCGCAAUUGCCAAAACCCCACAAGACGAGGACCACCCCCGUAACCACCCGCACAAAGAUUACCCGCCAUGGCUCGCAACCACGCCCCAGCCCGCAACGCCCCACGUCGAGCGGCGGCGAGAUCAUGCUACCGUAUCGCGGAGUCACGCGACGAGCGGAUUCCUACUCACAGCCCACGCCGCUCGAGGAGUUCCGGAAAUUGAGACGCUGGCCGCCGAACUACUUCCGCCUGGAUGGUGAACUGAAUCAGAAGCAGGCAGACGACUUGAUUUGUGCGGGCGCAUCUACCUUUAAGGGAUACUGGGAUGAGAUCACGAAUGCCCCGCCGGGUUAUAACCGCUACUAUGCCGUCAUGAGCUCCGAGCAUCAGGGUCGGACGGAUCGAGCGACCUUCAAACACGCUGCGUACAAGGACAUCUCACUGAACCUGACGGGGGCCGCCGAGAGCCAAUUCCCAUGGCUUUCGCUCGACCAGCCUUGUAUGGGAUAUGCGUUCGGCAAGAGUGCAGGCACGAUAACGUUCAACUACUGGGUCAGCAAGGCCGGGAGCAGCGAUCCCCCGACGAAGUUUGCGGGCGAAGUGAAGCCGCGGAAGCUGAAGCUGCUGCAGAUCCUGGACCGCCUGCAGCAGCUCGAAAGUGGCCUUGAUGAAAACCCCGACGAGCUGUACCGAUAUCUCUACAGCACGCUCAUAGAGGAUCCGGACCGAUAUAGUACGAAGGCGCACUUCGGAAUGGAACAGCAGAUUUCCGACCUCAUCGCAGUCCUGACGCAUCCAAUGUGGAUAGAUUUCUCCAAUCCAAAGAACCAGGUCGUGGCCAAGUUCUUCGAUUCCCCGGAUCAGCAAAAGAAGCAGGAAUUCCUCCACCAACUGUUGCUCUCCGUCGAGCUCUACCUCCGGAUUCAUUCGAACAAGCACUCGGAGAAGGCCAAACGGAAACUAAUGCUACAGCUCCCUCCACCCAUCGCCUGGAACUUAGCCGUCGCGCAGAGAUGGCUAGAGCACAUGACGGUGACGAAAUCACGCACGUCGCCGGGCCAGAGCACAUUCAGCUUUGACAUGAAGAGCAAGAAGCGGCAAAAGGAUGCGCUCCACCACUUCGCCGAGGUCCUGAAGUGGCCCAACAUGGACGAGAUCGAAUACGUGCUAGAGGAGCUCGACAGACACGAGAAGCCGCUCGAGGACCGCUCCGCCGACGCAAUGUCCUGGUUCUCAGGCCUCGUCCUUCCAGGCAGGACACUGCCCUGGCUCAUCAUGAACAGUCUGAUCGAUUGCGACCGAGACACUGGGGAUGCCCUCAAAUACCUGACCCACAUGCAGCCCGCGACAGGAUUCCAAUAUCGAGCAAACACCUACUGGUCCUCGCAAUCCAUCGUGGGAAAGGUUCUAGGCGCCGCCCGCGGCGUCCAACAGAUAGCAGGCUGGAUCGGCCCCUGCAUCUACACGCCAGAUCUGAAGCGCACCGAAUGUGUCCGCCUCCGGCAGUACCAAAGCCUGGAUCCGCGGCUCCUCCCCAAGGACGUAGAGAGCAUGGACAUACGGACCAAUCCUCUGGGACCCGAAGACGUCGCAUAUCCGAUCGCCGACUACGAGGUCCCCAUCCCAGACACAGAAGACGUAACAGACCUGAUCCGCAUGGAGAAGCUGAGCUUCGUGCCCACCAAGGAACAACCAACGAGCCGUCAGGGCCCCGGUGCUCCCUUGCUCUUCGAUGCCGCGAUCUGGUUCGCUUGCGGCGGCGAGAGCUGGCCCAUGAAGCUGAAGUACGAUGUCGAAUUCAUCAAUGCGUUCCCCUGCCACCAGGGUCCUCACGUCCUCUUCUACGACUUCCAAUACACCGCCAUAAAGAUCGACUCAGGCCUCGUCGACAUCCACGACUGGGCCACCCAAUCGGGCCUCUCUCCGCACCGCCUCCCCUCCCUCCGCUCCUCCCCGCCCUCCAAGAAAGCCUCCUCGGCCCUCACCCUCCUCUCGUCCCCCAACGCCCCCCACAGUUCCGACCCCAAUGACCCCGAGUCCUCGUCGCCCGACGAGCUCGCGCACAUGCAGGUCAAGAAAGUCCUGACCAUCGAGGCCCUCGGCGUAUCCGACAACGAGGUCUUCGCCCGCGCCUGGUGCGCCGACAGGGGCCACUCCGCCGUCGUGGCCAACGUCAACCAGACGUGCAUGGCGUGCGCCAUCCGCGAAGCCUACGCCGCCUGCGUCAGCGUCGUCAUUCUCACCGAGGGCGGCAAGGCGAAGGAGAAGGACGAUGACGUUGGGGUGCUGCUUGACGACGACGAUGACUGAUGACUGAUGUAUGUCUCACAUUACAGCACAUCAGUGGGUUUGGGAUUGGACCUUGUUCGCUUUCUUUCUGUCUCAUCCUGUUUCGAAAGGGAGUGGGCGUUCACAUGGAAUGGGAAUGGGAAUGGGGAUAUCGGUCGGUGUAUGUUGGCGUUCCUUUCUAAUUCUAUUCUAUCGUUUACCAUGGGGAUAGUGGAGUCAGUCACUUUUGGUUUUCGGGUCUCUUUUCUCACGUCACGGAUGAGGGGAAGUGUGUUUUCCUUGUUUUUUCUUUUAAACAAAAAAACGUUUGCAUAUGCAUACAUACAUGAUAAACGAAGAUAAAGAUGAGAUGAGGUAGGCGUAUCAUAGCAUCAUCAAUCACAUCACUGAACGAGCUGUAAAGGAAAGGAACGGAACGGAACGAAUUAUACGAAUAUAAACGAAUUGCAUGAAUUAACUCUAUAUUAUUUCU
Aaosphaeria arxii CBS 175.79 is the source of this 2752-nucleotide messenger RNA. RefSeq lists its product as uncharacterized. NCBI's taxonomy places the organism in Eukaryota, Fungi, Ascomycota, Dothideomycetes, Pleosporales. The transcript is spliced from 3 exons. The record is from RefSeq and is a predicted model, not a curated record. Bases 1 to 2301 code for a protein of 766 amino acids.